Messenger RNA from Penicillium macrosclerotiorum, 1050 nucleotides. RefSeq names its product cyclin-dependent serine/threonine-protein kinase phoA. The transcript is spliced from 2 exons. The record is from RefSeq and is a predicted model, not a curated record. Gene Ontology annotation, cellular component: nucleus; cytoplasm. The coding region runs from base 1 to 1050 and encodes 349 amino acids. Gene Ontology annotation, molecular function: ATP binding; cyclin-dependent protein serine/threonine kinase activity. Lineage: Eukaryota; Fungi; Ascomycota; Eurotiomycetes; Eurotiales; Aspergillaceae. Gene Ontology annotation, biological process: protein phosphorylation.
AUGGAGCGUCUCAGGGAUUCGACAGCUCCCAAGCCUCUUGUCGCGCCCGGUUCGUUUCUCUUUCAUCCUCCAAGACCGGCGCAGUUACGCCCACGCAUAAUGGAUAAGGCUCAGCAACCCAGUUCUUUCCAGCAGCUAGAAAAGGUGUUCAAGGGACGCAAUCGCCAGACGGGCGAGAUGGUCGCCCUGAAGGAGAUUCACCUAGACUCCGAAGAAGGUACCCCGUCCACCGCCAUCCGGGAGAUCUCGUUGAUGAAGGAGUUGAAGCAUGAGAGUAUCGUGUCUCUCUACGAUGUGAUCCACACGGAAAACAAGCUCAUGCUGGUGUUCGAGUUCAUGGACCGGGAUUUGAAGAGAUAUAUGGACACUCGCGGCGAUCGCGGCCAGCUCGACCCGGCCACCAUCAAGUCGUUCAUGCACCAGCUGCUCAAGGGCAUCGCCUUCUGCCACGAUAACCGGGUCUUGCACCGAGACCUGAAGCCGCAGAACCUGCUGAUCAACAAGAAGGGCCAGUUGAAGCUCGGUGACUUUGGAUUGGCUCGGGCCUUCGGCAUCCCGGUCAACACCUUCUCCAAUGAGGUCGUCACGCUGUGGUACCGCGCUCCCGACGUCUUGCUCGGCAGUCGCACCUACAACACCAGCAUUGAUAUCUGGUCAGCCGGCUGCAUCAUGGCGGAGAUGUAUACGGGCCGUCCGCUCUUCCCCGGCACCACCAAUGAAGAUCAGCUCCUGAAGAUCUUCCGCUUGAUGGGGACACCCUCCGAGCGCUCCUGGCCAGGUAUCUCGCAACUGCCGGAGUACAAGCCUACCUUCCACGUCUAUGCGACGCAAGACUUGGGUGUUUUGCUACCCCAGAUUGACCCAUUGGGCUUGGAUCUCUUGAAUCGGAUGCUCCAACUGCGCCCCGAGAUGCGCAUCAGCGCCAACGAUGCUCUGCAACAUCCGUGGUUCCACGAUCUCGCCCAAGUCCAGGCCCAACUACAGCAGCAGCAACAACAGCAAAUGGCUGGCGCCUAUGGGGGCAUGGUCCCCCCUCAGCCGGCGUAUUGA